AUGGAGGAUGAGGAAGGCUACACCGCUUUAAAUUUACGACCCACAGCUUCAGUUAUUACUUCUGGGUAUUCAAGCAGCAACAAAUGUUCUACAUUUAAGGCUCCAGCCAGUUGUGUCAGAGUGGACAGAGCCUCUCCCUCAUCCUCCGUAUGGCAGCCAGUGGCCUUCGCUUUCCUCGUGUUGUGCCUGGUGCUGCUGACGGGCCUGGUAGCCCUGCUGGCCCUGUUUUUUCAGGUUUCCAAGAAUCCUGAGGAAGGAAAGAAGCUACAGGAAAUGAGGGAAGCAUUGUGUUUGGAUGGGAAGGAGAAAAACGGAACAAAAUGUGCUGUCUGUCCAGCAAGUUGGCUAAACAGUGGAGCUGACAACUGCUUCUACAUUUCAAAGGAGAAGAAAACAUGGAAGCAAAGCCAGAAGUUCUGUUCCUCAAGAAAUUCCACUCUUGCUGUGCUAAAAGACAAAGCAAAGAUGGUUUCUCUGCCACAGGAUUCACGACUCUACUGGGUUGGAUUAUCAUACAUAUCUGAAAGGAGCGGCUGGUACUGGGAGGAUGGAACAGCUUUUUCAAAAGAAGUGACAAAAUGGGUCGUGUUUUAUGACAACAUCUUCUGUGCCUCCUUAUAUGGACAGAUCAUUUACGCCAGCCACUCCUGUUCAACAGAGCAAUUCUGGAUCUGUGAGAAAGUGGCUGUUCAUUUCACCUGA
Molecule: messenger RNA, 702 nt
Organism: Charadrius vociferus (killdeer)
Lineage: Eukaryota; Metazoa; Chordata; Aves; Charadriiformes; Charadriidae
Product: natural killer cells antigen CD94-like
Exons: 6
Coding region: 1-702 (233 amino acids)
Source: RefSeq, a predicted model, not a curated record